Molecule: messenger RNA, 1790 nt
Organism: Dermacentor albipictus
Lineage: Eukaryota; Metazoa; Arthropoda; Arachnida; Ixodida; Ixodidae
Product: streptococcal hemagglutinin-like
Biological process (GO): response to hypoxia; oxygen transport
Molecular function (GO): oxygen binding; heme binding; oxygen carrier activity
Source: RefSeq, a predicted model, not a curated record
CGUGGGCCGAGACCUUGACAGCAAAGACAAAGAAGAAGAGCACAGCGGCAUCAAAGUUCGCAGCCUCGCAUUCUCCACAAUGGGAAAUUUGUUUUCGCGGUGCUUGCCCAGGGGCGAGCCUGCGGAUACGACAGGGUUGACGCCGUGGCAGAAGAACGCCGUACGCGAAGUCUGGCGCGCCUUCUGCAAAGAGCACCCGGAGUACGGCGUCCUGCUCUUCCAGGCGUACUUUCACAAGUACCCAGAUCACAUCGAGCUCUUCAUGCACUUCAAGGGGAAGAACAUCAGGACGCUCGCAAUGGACCCCGAAUUCAGCGCGCACUGCAGCCGCGUGGGCGAGGAGAUCACGAGCAUCAUCGAGGCCCUCGAAAACGUACCCGUGUUGCUGGAGCUGCUCGAGAAGAACGCCCUCCUGCACCACCACACGCGCGGAGUGACACCUGCGCAUUUCGCCAGCUUCGGUCAAGUGCUCGUGGACGUUCUGCAUGCUAACCACGAGGACCUCAUGACGCCGGCCACCGAGGAAGCCUGGAAGAAGUUUUUUGAGUUCGUGGUGUUCGUUAUAAAGGCCGCGUAUGACAAAGCCAACAGCAGCGUCAGGGGCUCGACGGCAAGUAGCUACAAGUUGGCCACAGAGUCUACGCACGACAUCCACCAACGUGCAGGCGCCGGCCCUUCAACGGACAAAGCAACAGCUUCGGAUGCGACAGGACCAGCUCUCGCUGACUCGAGACGUCAGAGCAUGGCUCGAAGGGCCAGUGAAAUCCUCCAUUUAGUGAGUCGCAGGGCGAGCCUGUCUGCCGGAAGUCACGCUCCAACUGGCGAACGACCAGCGGUGCCCGACACUGGUGCGGCUUCGGCAGCCGCGGGUUCUGCUGCGCCUGCAGGCUCAUCGAUGGGUUUGGACCGGCGGAGGUCCAUCACCAAGUCGCUCACCGACUUAGUGAGUCGCAGGGCGAGCCUGUCUGCCGGAAGUCACGCUCCAACUGGCGAACGACCGCCGGUGCCAGACACUGGUGCGGCUUCGGCAGCCGCGGGUUCUGCUGCGCCUGCAGCUUCAUCGAUGGGUUUGGACCGGCGGAGGUCCAUCACCAAGUCGCUCACCGAUUUAGCGAGUCGUAGGACGAGCCUCUCGGCCGGAAGUCAUGCUCCUCCAACCGGCGAACGACAAGCGGUGCCGGAACCUGGUGCGGCUUCGGUAGCCGCAUCUUCUACUGCGGCUACAGUGUCAUCGAUGGGUUUGGAGCGGCGGAAGUCCAGCACCAAGUCGCUCACCAAUUUAGCGAGUCGUAGGACGAGCCUGUCAGCCGGAAGUCAUGCUCCUCCAACCGGUGAACGAACGGCGGUGCCGGACCCUGGUGCGACUUCGGUAGUCGCAUAUUCUACUGCGGCUACAGUGUCAUCGAAGGGUUUGGAGCGGCGGAGGUCCAGCACCAAGUCGCUAACCGAUUUGGUGGGCAAGAAUGUCAACGAAACGUCAGCGCCGUCGGUGCCGCUGUUGAAGCGCAAAGCGAGCAACGUGACCCUUGGCGAAGGCUCUGACAGCAAGCCGAGCGAAGACCGCUCCACUUUGGCGGAUAGGUCUCACGGUGGUGCAUCGCAGCAGCGGUCGCUCAGUAGGCGCAGGUCGUCAAAGACCAGCCACUCAUCGACCAGUCUGGAGGGAAAGCCCAAGUAGCGCGGCAGUGGAUGAAAAUGAUGAAGAGCAUUGAAAGCAGUUUUACGGGCUCUUUUAUGCAACCUUAAUCGGCAGCAAUACAAAAAUGAACCAGUGCGAAAUUCUUUUUCAA